AUGUAAACCCCCGCCCCCCCAACCCCGGGGCUAUGCGGGGAUUAGCGGGGCAUUAGCAGUUUAUUAUUGCCCCUAUGAGCGGGGCAUUUGCUUCGUUUAGAUCUUCGUUUAGAAUACCGGGGCUUUUGGCGGGGAUUUGACACCAUGGAUUUCAUGUAUAUACUUCAUCUUGCCCUCAUUAUACUGGCUUCGACUCAGCACAUGUGAUUUUUUUUGAUAUUUUGAUCUUUCUAUAUUCGCUUUAAAAGUUUUUAUAAACACAUACGUUGGUAAGUUGUUUUUAUUGUUUAUAUAUAUAUAUUCAUAUAGAUAUUUAAUAUAGAAUUCGUAUUAAAGCAAAUAAAGGCAGUGCUAUAUAGACAUGAAAAUUUGAAUAUUAAACAAUGCAUUGAUGAUUGAUUUGUUAAUGAAAGCCUUGAAGGGCGAUUUAUAUAAAAUAUUCAUGAUUUAUUAUUAUAACUACUGCAAUGGCAAGAAAAACACAAAAACAAUUCUUCACUUUUAGUAAAUUCUCUUUUUGAUACUUGUAUUGUAGCAUUGCAGUUUAAUAUUUUGUUUUAUCUUUUAUAUUAAAUAUGUAUAGAUUGGAAUACAAUGUCACUAAGGCCGUUUAAAGUAUGGAAUUGUUCCAGAACUGUGAAGAAGACUGUGGUGGCAUCUUCAUUAGAAAUGUUGAUUGGGAAAGGCGCUGAGAAGUUAGAGCUUCAAACGAAAAAUGGGGUAAAGGUAAUGCUUGAAGAGGAUGGUUCGGAGGUCGACAAAGAAUAUUUUGCAUUCCUUUCGCAAAAUACAGUAUUGCAGCUGCUAGCCAUUGAUGAGAAAUGGGAAAGUGCUGAAGUAACAAAAAAUCAGUCAGUGAAGUUUGCAGUGAGUGAUGUACGGAAAGAGACUGUGUCAACCUUUAAUGUGAAAUCCAGACAGAAGACUCUCACUAGUACUGGGGCACUUGGACCACCCUUGUCUCUUUCUUGCGAAACACCAAAAACUGUGACUUUGCCAGUGGACACUGGUACACUAAAAGACCGGGCAAAAAUCUACUCACUCAAAGACACAAACGAGAAGUUAUAUAAUUAUCAUAAAGCAAUAAAUGAAGCUGCGUAUCAAAUAGCAUUAGAAGACCCGAUGAUUGUAGGGAACAAAACAGAGUUAAAUAAACUUGCAGUAGCAAAACUCGAUAUUGAUGGAUACUCCUACCGCAAAAAGAAGUCAAGAUCAAAACAAUUAAAUCCUGACGUAGACACACCAAAGCGAGCCAAGCUUCAGAGCGAUUUUCGUGCAAGUAGAAUAAAAGAAGUAAGUGAAGAUUUGAAAGAGGUUGAUAAGCAAGUACAGCUGUGUACAAAACAACGGGAUAGGUACAGCAAUAGUCAAGAGUUUAGUUCAGCUAUUGCCAUCUCUGAAAAGAUAGAAGGUUUGCAGGGAAGGAAGAGAAAGCUCCAAACAGAGCUUACAAUGCUCCAGCGUAAAGAAGCUAGAUCUCAAAAGUACCACAGUGGCAAGAAAGUGUGUCGUUCUAAUGAGACUUGCUCAGCUACCGUAACUUUAGAAUCGUCUGCGAAUAAUUUUGUAACAAGGGGUAACAAGAAUAGCAUAUCCGUGUUCUUCACACCUGCAAAGAAAGAUAGUAAGACGAAAGAAGCAGAAGCAAGCACAGUGACGACAGUGGAAGAUAGUGAUGAUUCCAUUUCUGAAGGAAAUUUCGUACCUGAUGAAACAACAGUCCAAGACGAAAACACACGACAAGAAGAAGCAACCCCAGUGUCGACAAUGAGAGAAAGAGAUGGUGAAAUUUCUGCAGGAAAUGUCGAAAAUGGUGAAACAACGGUCCAAGAAGAUGACGCAACCGCGACGUCAGCGAUGGGAGCUAAUAUGCAGAUAUCUUUUUUAGUUCAACCAAUGCUCUGAAACAGUUUGCAUCUCCAGUGAAUACUGAAUCAGAGCAUAAUAAUUCAAAAGAAUUGGAGGGCAAAUUGAAUGACAGCUCUAUGUAUAAUCGUUAUGUUAAUUUGAAAAGUUCUGGUUUAAGUGACAUGACGAAGUGUAAAGUGGCAGAUGGCAUUUAUGUAUCGUUGGUUGAAGAAAUGACGCUGCAGGACUUCAUUGCAGUUAGAAAAUUAUAUUGUGAAAAAACCCACGAAAAACAAUGCACUGAGUGCAAAAACCUAAUUAUUGCUGCUGAGGAAAUUGUUAAAUGCGUUGUUGUUGAUCUAAAGUCUUUGUGUUCAAGUCAUUUUAAACUAUCAUUAUACAGAAGCGAUAAAGCAGUCAGGCGGAUCAUGCAGUUGCCAGUGGUGGUAAUAAGACUAUGUCUUAAUGGUCCUGGUUCUCAAAAACUCUACGUAACAGAGAAAAUGAAGGGUGUGGAAUACU
Dendronephthya gigantea is the source of this 2370-nucleotide messenger RNA. RefSeq lists its product as uncharacterized. The record is from RefSeq and is a predicted model, not a curated record. The transcript has 4 exons. Bases 595 to 1905 code for a protein of 436 amino acids. Gene Ontology annotation, biological process: regulation of apoptotic process; apoptotic process. Lineage: Eukaryota; Metazoa; Cnidaria; Anthozoa; Malacalcyonacea; Nephtheidae.